UUUUAAAGUGGGAAACAUCCCAAUUUUUAAGUACUUGAAAUUAAAAUUUGUAAAGAAUCGUUUUUUUUUUUUUUUAAUCUAUUUUUUAGAUGUAAAAACACCGAGGGUCAAACAAGGUACUUCUGUGGAUUUGGCCUGUAGGCUACCAAUUUUCUACCUAGGCUACUGGUUGUUAGGGAUGCUAUGACAAUGACCCUUACUGUGUAACUUAGGCAAAUCACUUUACCUCCCUGAACUUCAAUUAACUCAUCUGUAAAAUGGACCAACCUUUAUGUAGAUCAAAAGAGAUCAACUAACUUAUAGACAACAGAUGGUGGUUGGUUACCAGGGGGAAGGCCGGCGGAGGGGAAAAGGGGGAAAGGGAGUCAAAUACACCGUUAUCCUUGGAGACUAGACUUUGGGUGGUGAGCACACGAUAAAGUAUAUAGAUGUUAUACUAUAAAGUUGUACACCUGAGAUUUAUGUAAUGUUAUUAACCAGUGUUACCCUAAUAAAUUUAAUUUUAAAAGAGAUCAGGUGUGUAAAACGCUUAGCAUAACGCUGGCGCAUAGUAGGCACACUACACAAGCAGCGGUAGCUUGGAGGGCUGUUGAUUUGGGAAAUGUGUUUUCAAGGCGCAAGAUAUUUCAGAGACCAAGAGACCAGAGAGGCGACGCCAUGAAAGAAGUAAAAAAGACAGGAAAGAAGGAAAAAGAGGGAAGGGAAGAGGUGAGGAGGCAACAGGGUCCGCCUUCCAGGCGGGGCGCCAGCGAGAGGCCCAGGCCUGGGCGGGAGCGCACGCUUGGCCUUAGCAGAGACCUCCAAGCCCGCCACAGGAGACGAGCCUUGAAGGACACCAAGAUGCCUGGCGAACAGCAGACAGAGGAGGAGGAGGAGGAGGAGAUGCAAGAGGAGAUGGUGCUGCUGGUGAAGAGUGAGGAGGAUGAGGGUGAGGAGAAGUAUGAGGUGGUGAAACUCAAGAUCCCCAUGGACAACAAGGAGGUACCGAGCGAGCCGCCAGCGCCGCCUGCAGACCCGGCGCGCCCACACACGUGCCCGGACUGCGGACGCGCCUUUGCGCGCCGCUCCACGCUGGCCAAGCACGCGCGCACGCACACGGGUGAGCGGCCCUUUGCGUGCACCGAGUGCGGCCGGCGCUUCUCGCAGAAGUCGGCGCUGACCAAACACGGCCGCACGCACACCGGCGAGCGGCCCUACGAGUGCCCCGAGUGUGACAAGCGCUUCUCGGCCGCCUCGAACCUGCGGCAGCACCGGCGGCGCCACACUGGCGAGAAGCCGUACGCAUGCGCGCACUGCGGCCGCCGAUUCGCGCAAAGCUCCAACUACGCACAGCACCUGCGCGUGCACACGGGCGAGAAGCCGUACGCGUGCCCGGACUGCGGACGCGCCUUCGGCGGCAGUUCGUGCCUGGCGCGCCACCGGCGCACGCACACGGGCGAGCGGCCGUACGCAUGCGCCGACUGCGGCACGCGCUUCGCGCAGAGCUCGGCGCUGGCCAAGCACCGGCGCGUGCACACGGGCGAGAAACCGCACCGCUGCGCCGUAUGCGGCCGCCGCUUCGGUCACCGCUCCAACCUGGCGGAGCAUGCGCGCACGCACACGGGCGAGCGGCCCUACCCGUGCGCCGAAUGUGGCCGGCGUUUCCGCCUCAGUUCACACUUCAUCCGCCACCGUCGCGCGCACAUGCGGCGCCGUCUCUAUAUUUGCGCUGGCUGUGGCCGGGACUUCAAGCUACCUUCUGGUGCCACGGCCACCACUGCCACCGAACGCUGCCCAGAGUGCGAGGGUAGCUGAGCCGCGGUUCUUGCCGUGGGGUGCUAGCAUCCACAUGGGGCAGGGCUCGCUAGGGUGCUGCAUUAAUCCGGACGACUCCUCCCCACCCUCGCCUCCCUGGUGUGGGAUUGCAGGCGUGGCUGCCCUGGACCCGGGAGACAUGACAGAUCUCCUACCAGGGUCCCUGGAUACCGUGCCCACUUUCCCCUCACUACAAACCCUCUGCUCGUGUUAGUGAAUAAAAUAUUAUAUCCUCACCCCACCCGUGCCUGUGAAUGAGGUGAGUGGGGAGAGGAGGAAAGUUGGGGUUUUCCACAGGUUUAGGUGACUUCAGUGAAUUGUCGUGGAGACAGGUGGGGCUAUAAGCCCAAAAGCAUUACUAGAACUGGGUUUGUGUGUGAGGUCAUCCCACAUUCGGCCUUUGGUUAUGUCCUCAUAACCACAGAUCUGGAAGAGUCCAUAAAUAUAGCACGUUUGUGAUCAAACAGGCA
This is a messenger RNA of Pteropus alecto (black flying fox), 2264 nucleotides long. RefSeq names its product zinc finger protein 771 (gene ZNF771). The transcript is spliced from 3 exons. Gene Ontology annotation, biological process: regulation of DNA-templated transcription. Gene Ontology annotation, molecular function: DNA-binding transcription factor activity, RNA polymerase II-specific; RNA polymerase II cis-regulatory region sequence-specific DNA binding. Bases 658 to 1794 code for a protein of 378 amino acids. The record is from RefSeq and is a predicted model, not a curated record. Lineage: Eukaryota; Metazoa; Chordata; Mammalia; Chiroptera; Pteropodidae.